AUGGCUUCGAAGGUGUCCGAGCUGGAGCUCCACCUGGUGCAAGAUGUCCAGCUGACCCAGUGUAUGAGGCUUCGAGUAAAGAGCCUCCAACAGAAGAAUGAGAAACCUCAAGACGGCGAGAAGCUCCUGAAAGCCAAUGAGUAUGUCUACCGGGUGGACUUCUCCCGCCAGCACAACCUCCGCUUCUUGCGCUGGAACGUCACGCUGAAGAAACCGGGGAAGGUGAACAUCAUCGGCACCUCUCAACACUGGACGCCGGAUCUUACCAAUCUCAUGAGGCGGCAACUUCUGGAGCCCACGGGGGUCUUCUGGAAGAACGCCGAUUCUGAGGAGGUGGACUGGAACGAGGCGGAUGCUGUCGAGUUUGGAGAGAGGCUGGUCGAGCUCGCCAAGAUCCGGAAAGUGAUGUAUUUCCUCUUGGCUUACGAGGACGGCCUCGAACCGGCCCACCUCAAGUGUUCUGUGGUCUUCAAAGUCUGA
Molecule: messenger RNA, 480 nt
Organism: Eublepharis macularius
Lineage: Eukaryota; Metazoa; Chordata; Lepidosauria; Squamata; Eublepharidae
Gene: OMP
Product: olfactory marker protein
Exons: 1
Coding region: 1-480 (159 amino acids)
Biological process (GO): sensory perception of smell; signal transduction
Cellular component (GO): axon; nucleus; neuronal cell body
Source: RefSeq, a predicted model, not a curated record